Sclerotinia borealis F-4128 is the source of this 834-nucleotide messenger RNA. Lineage: Eukaryota; Fungi; Ascomycota; Leotiomycetes; Helotiales; Sclerotiniaceae. The record is from the annotation of a GenBank genome assembly.
AUGAGUCUUCGUGUUGCGAAUGCUACUGUGCCGGCACCAAGCCGUGAGGCAUAUAGUCCAAUUGGAAGACCACUCCAGGUAUCUCAUGCAAACUGGGCACUUCCCAUAUCAAGCUAUGCCAAAGCAGCAUUUUCAUCUAGUGGCAUUUAUCCAUUGCAAGACUUAAGCUAUGGUAAAAUGAUGGGUACGCAGUAUAGCCCAUUAACAUUCGGAUCGCCGGAUGAAAAACGUAGCUCAAGUGAAUCGAGCUAUCUUCAUGACGCACUCGCUAGUGGAAGGGAUAGUUUGAAAAUCUUUACAAGGACUUUAGUAAAGAAGAUCGUUUUUAAUAACAAGACCGCUACUGGGGUUGUUGUGGCAGCAAAUGGCAUAGAAUGGACGAUUGAAGCUAAGAAAGAGAUCAUAUUUUCAGCAGGCGCUGUGGUCUGUUUGCGAACCCUUGGUAUUGAAGUCCUCAUUGAUGCGCCGGGUGUUGGUAAGAAUAUGUGGGAUCACGUUUCCAUAUCAAUUGUCCAGGAAGUCAGCGUUGAAACACAGAGUGGAAUUUCCGUUUCAGUAAAAGCGCUGAAAGCAGCACAGGAUUAUGAUCAGACUCAUUCUGAUAUCUUGACGAGCAGUGGCGCCGACUAUAUCGGCAAAAUGGGCAAAGCGAGCGAUCCAAACGCGGUCGUAGACGCAAGCGCAAGAGUCAUCGGUGUAAAUUCCCUGAGAGUUGUCGACGCGUCUGCGUUUCCUCUCUUACAAGUUACCUCCAGGACAACCACAAGCUACUAUUUAUGCAUUUGCAGAGAGGAUCGAGACGAAAACAUUUCGAGGACAAUAAAUGUUAAUUAG